AGGAUUGAAAGAGGAUGCUUUUUACUUUCUCAUUUCUUGCUAGGCAGCCAAGAAAAAAAGCAUGGCUUCUUCAAUCAAUCUCCCAACCAUUCCAGGCCCUCUAAAAUCCCAUUUUCUUGGGAGAAACCACCUCUUUAAUCGUCUCCACAAACCCUCUUUCACCAUUCAGAAACACCCAUCAACCCAACAGCUAAAAACAUGUGCCAAAUUUGACCUAUUCCAGAUCAUGGGAGGCAGAGGACUCUGCAAUGGAGAACAAGGUCUAGAACAGGAACUAAAGAGAAACAUUGAGGAAGAAGCAGCAGCAGCAGCCGAUGCAGAGCAAGAAAAAUCAAGCAGUUUAGCAAUAUCGACACCUGACAGUGUUCCAGAAAACGCUUUUGAGAAGGAGCUGAUGGGGCUAACUGGGGGAUUUCCUGGUGGUGAAGUGGGUUUGCAAACAUUCAUAGACAAAAACCCACCUCCAAAGAAAGCAACAGUUGCAGAUUCAGGAAAUCAAGUAGAAAUUACCAGCUCAAAGAAGCCAAAACCACCAGAAUUGCCACUGUUAAUGCCUGGUAUGAUUGCCAUUGUGAAAAACCCAGACAACCCAUUUUACAUGUACUGUGGCAUUGUUCAGCGAAUCACAGAUGGAAAGGCUGGGGUUCUUUUUGAAGGAGGAAACUGGGACAAAUUAGUUACUUUUCGAUUAGAAGAGCUGCAACGCAGGGAAAAGGGCCCUCCAAUGAAGAACCCCAAGUCUGCCAUCCUCGAACCUUUUCUUGAGAAAAAGGAUUCACAAUGAUUCGUUCUUUUCAUAUCUGUAGCAUGCAUGUUCAUAUCUAUAUGCCAUAGGUUUUUACAACUUAGGUAGCACAACUCCCAUCUGUAAACACUUUCUUUCAAUAUCAGUGUUCAAAAAAACAAAACUGGAGAAAGUAUGUCAAGGACAGCUUUUAAAUUCA
This is a messenger RNA of Alnus glutinosa, 944 nucleotides long. Its product is annotated as NAD(P)H-quinone oxidoreductase subunit S, chloroplastic. Gene Ontology annotation, biological process: photosynthetic electron transport chain. The transcript has a single exon. NCBI's taxonomy places the organism in Eukaryota, Viridiplantae, Streptophyta, Magnoliopsida, Fagales, Betulaceae. The coding region runs from base 62 to 784 and encodes 240 amino acids. The record is from RefSeq and is a predicted model, not a curated record.